AGUGAGCAGACUUUUCCCUCCUUCCUCCCUCCUUCAACUUCAACUUCUGCGAUCAGAAUCCCAUCAAGAUUCUCUCACAAAUCCGACCCACCAUCACGGUCAUCACUUAACCAGCAAGAAGCAAGCUUGUUGCGAUAAAACCUUUGGGCAACUCUUCGAUCAGGUUGCGUGCGUGGUUGUAGAAAGCCCCUCCCAGAACCUUCUGCACGUUCGCAACCAUGUCCACGCAGAAGAACGGAGUCGCGAAUACUCGGCAGUCGACCGGCCGGUACAGGGUCAACUUUAUCGCGGCCAGCGGCCACGAGGAGCAAAUUCUGGUAUUGUGCGAUCCAGAAAGCACCAUCGCCAACCUCCGGGAUGAAGUUGGCCGUCGUCUCAACAGAGCGGGCAUUCCGGUUGCCGCCACCCAGCUACGACUCCGUUUGGAUUCCAGGACGGGACCGCUGCUCAGCGAAGAUGAUCCGGUUGGCCUUGUGCUCCCGGACCAAACCGCCGAGGUUGUCUUCGCGCUUGAGGCAGGCGUGGCAAACUCUGCAGUGGUCCCCCCCAAGAACCAGACCGGCGAGUCUGAAAACCCCCCAGCAGCCCGAGAGACUCGCGGCACGCAACGAAACCACCAAGAUGCGGACAUCGUGGCGGAAGGCGCCGGCGGUUCCAUCAAGGUCCGUGUUGUGACUCCCCACUUGGCUCGACUCCAUAAGAAUACGAAGGAGGUUUCGGUGAUGCCCGUCACAUUUUCCCCCCAAACAACCCUUCGCCGAUUGUACGAGGGGGUAGCGCAGCAUCUGAGCCUGCCGACAGUUGUCGAACCGGAUCGCGACAAACUCCAUCACGAGUGCAACUGCUCUUUGGCCCGCGCUAUCCACCAGGGAACCCUUUUCAGGACUCCGCCCCAGACACCCGCCGCGAACCGUAUUUUAGUCAUUCACUCGAGGAAUGUCGUUGAGCCUAUGGAUUGUGCACAUACCGGCGAGGACGCGGUUAUCAGGGCAGUUCGGGCGCACUAUAGCGCACGCUCUGGAUCCCACGUCGAUGGGAAGAACCUGCGAUUCUUUGCCGCCGUACCCUCGGCAGGUGGGGACACCCUUUUACCCCUUUCAAGUCAAGUGCAGAGCCAGGAUGGUGAGGGCGCUCCACGGCCUCUCAUGACCCCAGCGAUUGUUACCAUCUGCUCAGCCAAACGUCACCGAAGAUACGAGAUCGCAGACGACCAGAAUGCAGACCCGGCGUCGCCAACCACGGCCGCCGUCCUGGACCUCCAUACCGCUGAAUGUCCGAUCUUGACCCAGGAUGUUGACCUCACACUCGAGGAACUUUGCCUCACCGAGCUAGCCAUCGACGGGGUUCUAACCAUUUAUGCUGUUCCCCGGCAGUUUUCAUCGGCCCCCGCUGGAGCUCUGAGCAGCAAGCGCGGCCAAGACGCCAUCUACGUUAAUGGUGCUCACUGGGAAUUGCCAACAAAGCAAACCGAGCGAGGCAUGGCCAUGUUUCUGUCCAGUCUCCGAAUGGCUGUGCAUUUGAUCAGCCGCUAUGAGAAAGCGGGAAGGGCCGAAGAGUACCAUGAUAGCGCGUUGCAUCUCCUCCACGUUUUGACCAGAUUUCCACCCGCGGUGCGGGCCUUGCACAUCCUCCUCGAAGGCAGCGUAGCGGCCGAGGAAGAGUGUGCGGCUCUCAUCCACGCCUGCUACGAGGUCAUGGUGGAUAUGAUGGCGACCUCGGUCCUUGCAAGAAACAGGGAAAAUACCCUCGAGGGAUCUCGGCUUUUCUUCAGCACUCUCUUGGCCAAAGCCGAAGAACUCGCAGUCCGCGACGACCCCAGCGGAUCCAUCCUUCCCUACGUCUGUUCCAUGAAGUCCGUCAACCUAACAAAUAGCGAGACCAUGGAACCCAUCGCGUCCCCAGUCGACACCAAUGUCGGUAUGAUGGAGCAAGGAUGUUUCGACGCCUUGAAGGCCGGCAUCAUUCGGUUCCCUGAGGGCGAACUGAACCAAUCUCUGAAUCAGACGGUCCUCGACGGCCGAACCAAGAGGGCCGUUAUUCUUGGCGGGGGUACGCUUUUGACCAACACCAUGUUCGACAUGGAGAUUGCGUACUCGAGUGGCCGCUACACCGACAACUUUGACGAAGCCAAGAUCUUUCCCGCGGGCGAACUCACCAACAUCUUACAACAUGCUGCCAAUGCUUUCAAGGCAAAGCUUCAGGUGGUGGCUCCGGCAUCGUUGGGCUCCGCACCGAACCCCGUCUUGACUCUUGACCGGGACGGCUUUCUCGCCGUCUAUCGUGGGAGGAGGCCAUGCGGUGACCCGGGCCGAGACUUCAUCAUAUUCCGACCAACCAAAGGCGGCGAGUGUGAGAUCGACAUCUCCAUCGUUGCGCAACUGCUAGAGCCCAUCAUUGCUACCCGUGUCGCGGACGGUACCGCUAUCUUCGAUGGCGAGUUUUAUGCCGCACAGCGCAGAUCCGACAAACCGGACGAAAUUCUCAUGAUCUGCGUGGACUGCAGCUCAAGCAUGUCUGAAUCGGCAGGUUUUGUUGACACCACAACAUCCCACGAUGACGAUGAAGAUGAUGGAGGGCGAUCAGAGGCAGAUGGUUUGCUUGCCGAGAUUCGUGAAAACGAGAUAUACAUCGGCAGCCUUGAGGAUAUGAAGGAAACCUUGCAAGCGCAUGAAUCGUUCGGUGAUAUGGUGCAUACAGUUAGAACCGGCCGCCAGGGGACAGAACGAUCUCUAUCGAGUCAGCUCAUCAAGCGAGUCAUUGAGCUGAACAUCACGAAGCUUAUGCACAAAAUGGAGAAGCUAGAGGGCGUUCGACAACGCGUAUGGAGAGACCGAACUGGUGAGGGCAGGCAAUUGGAAGACACGAUAAACAUUCUCCGCAACCAAAUCGCCGGAUUUCUCGCCCACGAAGCCGCACUUUCCGAGUUUCUGAUAUACCGCGGCUGUGGGAUCACCGAAUCUGGGCAGCCCAACGGCUGGCGAUGGAGCAGCGGGGAUGCGAUCCCGGCCCUUCCAUCAAACGGACCGGGAACGCCCCAAUUCGCUUCCACGUCCCUGGGCCUUACGGUACCACAUGAUCUCCGCUGUCCAAUGACUCAAGAGCUUUUCCGGGAGCCGGCGUCCACUCAGGACGGACAUACCUACGAGACUGCCGCGAUUCGCAAGUGGCUGCGCAUUGCCGAGACAUCCCCCCUUACCGGACUUCGGCUCUCCUCAACCCAGCUGACCAUCGACAGGCCGAUGUUGCUGCGGGCCAAUACCUGGGCUGAAGGCGCAGAGGUCCUUCCUGCCACUCCCUCAAGACGUCCAUUUGCGCGAAGAAGUGUCACCUUGGUUCGAGUCCACUUUGUAUCCCCCCUCGCUCAGUUUACGCGGUUGGUGCCGCCAGCUACUUCGAAGUCGGCCCUGUAUGAACUGGCAUUUCGGGGGCUGCGAGGUCAGUACCCAAACUUCUCUCUCGUCCACGAUGGCUUAAUUUUCCGGCCCGGUGCCGAACGUCUUUCCAUCUUGAUCCCGACCGAUGGGUUCCGCAUCACGAUCCGGUUACCCGAAACGGGGCAUGCCCAAACGGCUUCUGGGGAUGGAUCAGACCUUUGUCUCGUCAAGGUUUACCGCUCUCACGGUUCAGCCGCGUUUUCGUAUUGGGUGAGGAGGGAUACAAAAGCCACGGUUGGCAGUGUUCUGUUCAAAACAUUCCGGCAUGUUCGCGAAGUCGGCACUUUCCCAAGCGGUAAUGCUUGGACGGGGAUAGACGUCGUUUGGCAUUCGCUGAGGUACACGGGAGACGGGAAGAUGAAUGGCACAGCUACGCGUCACUGGGAACAGCUUUCCGGGUUGCUCAAGGCACAGUACGCCACCGGAGUGCUGGGACCGGAACCGCUAUAUGCAAAACCCAUACACGACGGUUCGGGAGGUAGCAGUGGGGGCACAGAGGAAAACACCACGUCGUCCCCUAAGUCACAAGGACCCAUGGUUUUGAAGUUAUACGUCUGCGGCCCUUCUCGAAAAGGCAAAGACAGGGCCUAUAGUUCCCGCCUGAGUAUCCUCAAGCAAAUGUUCGACCAAUUCGUCAACCGCAUUCUUGCUUACGGUUACUCAACGCAUCUCGGUCUCAUCAAGUUCGACAACACCGCUCAGGUCGCCCAGCGGCUCUCGCCCGUGAUCGAGAACUUUCGAAACACCGUCCAGGAACUGAAACACACAGGAGACACAGCAUUAUGGAACGCCCUUGCGCUGGCUCGAGAUCAGAUCCAGGAGUACUCUGCCGCCUACCCGGAUGCCAAGAAGAGGAUCUUGUGCAUCUCCGACGGCGUUGACACCAGUUCAAAGACCAACACAGGGUCGAAUCUCUGGAAGCACCUGGCGGACGACGAAAUCGUAGUCGACUCCUUCUGCCUAGGCCAGGACGAGAACUCGGAUCUGCGCACCGUAUCCUACCUCACCAACGGGUACAAGUUCCACCCGCGAUCCCUGGAGCAGGCCAUGGCCAUCUGCGAGAUGGAGCCCGUGCUCUCGCAGCUCGAGCGCCCCCUGGCCGAGAUCUCCGCAUCACGGCAAAACACCCCGAGACCCUGGCCACGCGCCGGCGAACGAUUCAGGCACGCGCGCUCGUCCGCCACCGCCGAGGUCGUCACCCAAGACAUCUUCCCCAAGCGCAUCGAGCACCCGAGCCUCAAAGACGACUUCGUCGAGCUCAAAGCCGUCCCGCGGCGCCUGCUGGCCGAAACCCGCAACCCCACCAACACCACCACCGGCACCACCACCAGCACCACCACCGGCACCACCCCCGCCGCAGCAGCGGCAGUCUACCUGCGCACGCACCGCAUCCUGACCGAGAUCCAGCGCAUCGUAGCCGACCCGCACCCGCACGCCGACGUCUACGUCAGCGAGCGCGACAUGUCCUUCUGGAAGGUCGUGCUGCAGGGCCCGCCAGGCAGCGUGUAUGCCGGUGGGACGUUUGUUGUUUACCUGCACAUGGAGGAGGACAGCUACCCGUCGUUCGCGCCCAAGGCGCGGUUUGUCACCCCGAUCUAUCAUCCAAAUGUGAAUCGCCACGGCAGGAUUUGUCAUAGUAUAUUGGAUCGGAAUUGGACGGUUGAUACGACAAAUGCGAUGGUGAUUGCGACGGUGUAUGGGUUGUUGAUGGAGCCGGAUUAUAGCGAUCCUGUGAAUAUUGUCGUGACGCUUGACUUUCAUCACGAUCAGGUCGCGUUUGCUGAGAUGGCGAGGGAGUUCAUCCAGAGGCAUGCGACCAAGACUCGGGCGCAGUGGAGGGCUGAGAUUCUGGGGAGUCAGAUUGGGCAUGCUGACGCUGCUCCGGACGUUGCUAGGACAUGAAUUUCCGUGUUUGAGGAGUCUGGUCGUUUUUCUUUUUUCCUUUCUUGUCUUCCUACCCUUCUUCACAGGGGCGCUAAAAGGGCCGAUGUGGAUGCGGUCGUGGCAGGGGGCAUGAUCUGGGAAUAGCUUCAUCCGAGUAGCUUGGCACUUGUGAGCUAAGGGUAGCCGAGGCCUUUACAGGGCCCAGGCCGUUACAGGGGGGGCUCUUGUUGCGAGAGACGGGAAACGGUGAUGCAGGAUGAUUGGGUGCUGUGGUGUAUUGUUCAGUGGCAAAGACCAGAUUAGGUAUAUAAGGCGAUGACAAUACAACAUUUGUGUGCAUGGUCGG
Chaetomium fimeti is the source of this 5664-nucleotide messenger RNA. RefSeq lists its product as uncharacterized. The record is from RefSeq and is a predicted model, not a curated record. Lineage: Eukaryota; Fungi; Ascomycota; Sordariomycetes; Sordariales; Chaetomiaceae. Gene Ontology annotation, molecular function: ubiquitin-protein transferase activity. Gene Ontology annotation, biological process: DNA damage tolerance; protein K63-linked ubiquitination. Gene Ontology annotation, cellular component: nucleus. The transcript is spliced from 3 exons. The coding region runs from base 219 to 5336 and encodes 1705 amino acids.